Ectocarpus siliculosus is the source of this 679-nucleotide messenger RNA. The record is from the annotation of a GenBank genome assembly. NCBI's taxonomy places the organism in Eukaryota, Phaeophyceae, Ectocarpales, Ectocarpaceae.
CUCACAACCACUUCUCUCCUCCUCUGUCAAUCCCACCAACUGAAUCAUGUCUGGACGCGGAAAGGGCGGUAAGGGUCUGGGCAAGGGCGGCGCCAAGCGCCACCGCAAGGUGCUUCGCGACAACAUCCAGGGCAUCACCAAGCCCGCCAUCCGCCGUCUGGCUCGCCGUGGCGGUGUGAAGCGUAUCUCGGGACUCAUCUACGAGGAGACCCGGGGCGUGCUCAAGGUGUUCCUCGAGAACGUCAUCCGCGACUCUGUCACCUACACGGAGCACGCUCGCCGGAAGACCGUGACGGCCAUGGACGUGGUGUACGCCCUCAAGCGCCAGGGCCGCACCCUCUACGGUUUCGGCGGCUAAGCGAUCGCGGCAAACGGCUACUGCUUUUGCUAUUAUAGUGCGAUGUGCCACUGCUUCAACUCGUUGCUGCAGCAGGUGAAGUCUCACCCACUUCUGCUGUUGCACAACAACCCAGACCCAACCUGGUGUUUCCUCAACACCACCCAUUUGACGAAAGAAUACGAAGCCUUAGCCUUGCUUUCCACCUCUCUCGUGCUUUGCUGUGAUGCAUGAUACGAAGGAGGCUCACAAAUUUGUACGUUAAGAGGUAAUUUUAAUUUUUGUGAUUGAGUUGAAGCAGAGACCGCCGGCUACUUCACAUGGCAGUGUUUUACCGCUGCU